AUGCCUGUGGCGAACCCUUUUAAAGUGCUUGACAACAGCAACAUAUUUCUGAUCAGGAACAAGGAAAAGGAGCGCAGGAAACUGGAGCUGCAGAGCCAGUUGAGUUUGCGGGUCCAUGAGAAGGUGACCUAUGCGGGCCGUAUGAAGGCCAAGCAGGGUGACCUCCUCAGGGAACUGAGAGAGGGGCUGGAGGAGGACACAGCCCAGCCAGGAGGGGAGGAGAGCAGCCUGGCCCAGCAACAAAACACCCCUGCCUGGAGGGUGGCCAUGAUCAAAGAUCGCAAUAUUGACAAAGAGAGCAUGAAUGAGUUUAUCACCAAGAAAAGGGAGAUGUUUCUGCUGGAGUACUCCUUGGCUGUGAAGCGUGGAGAGAUCAAGCAGCUGGAGAAAAUGGCGGCCGGCGAGGAGAGGAAGCUGAUGCGCGCCGAGCGGUUCCUGGAGGACGACGCCAUCAUGUUCGACGAGUUCCUCAAAGAGAAUGACAAGAACUCUGUGGAGGCCAUCAAAGUUGCUGAGUUAGAGACCAAAGUGAAACUGGAGAAGGUGACUGAGAUCAAGAGGCUCACGACUAGGAUGGUGACCAUUAAGAGUGACAUCUCUAAGUUUGAGGACAUCAUAAAGGAGUACACCAUGUACAAGGAGUUCCUCUUCAAGCUGUCCCCUCCAGAGUGGCAAGAGGCACAGAGGGCCAAGGGUAAGACCCCCAAAGCCAAGUCUGCCACCAAGUCUGCCACCAAAGACAAGUCCAAAGAGAAAGACAAAGACGAGAGGGCCACUCCGAAAAGAGGUACUAGUAUGUCUUCUUUCUUAGUGUUUUGUUAUGUAUUGUUGCAUAAACAUUUGACUUCAGUGCUGGCGUCCUUUGCGAGUCGAGAGCUGCCCCCUCUCCGGGAUGCCAGGGCCCCCUCUAGACAGUCGAUAGGCCAGAGUGACAAACCGAGUCCUGUGGCAGAACUGGAGACCGACAGCUCUGAAUAUGAGGAACACCCAGAGCUGUAUUUCACGGACCCCAGGCAGCUCCUGGAGUUGCUUUCAGAGCUGGAGGAGCAGAACCUCUCUCUGAUCCAGAACUCCAGGGAGACGGAGGAGGCCCUGGAGGUGUUCAGUAAGGUCAUGGACCAUACAAAAAAGAAGAUGGAGCUGGAAACCGUCCAGCUGACCCAGCAGAUAGACGUCAUGACCCACACCAUCCAGAGGGAGAGGGACCGGGCUGCCGAGCUGGAGCUGAGGGCCCGCCUCUUCAACUUUGGGAAGUACAAAUCCGCCGACCAGGAGGUUAUGUUGGACUCCCUGGGCGCUAAGGUGGAGGUGGUGUACCGGAGCUGCGUGGGCGACACAGAGGCCAACCUGAGCACGUUGCAGAUGCUGAUGGUUAUCGAGAGCCGUCUGGGCGAGCUGCUGGAGAACGUGGAGAUGAUCCCCAAGGAGCGGCUGCUGAUGGCCGAGAGGACCAAGGAGAAGGAAAGGAGGCUCAGGCUGCGUGAUGAGAAGAUGCAUCAGGCGAAGCAGCACCAGGAGGAGAGGCUGAAGAGGGCCCUGGAGAGAGCCCAGGCCGACAUCAAGAAAACAACUGGCAAGAAACUGAUGGCCAGAUCACAGCCCCCUGCUGGCAAGCUGAAGACCAGCCAGGUGUAUGACAUCUCAGACAAGGAGAAAGAGGAGCAGCUUUACUUCUUCACCUAAAGGGCAGAGUCAGUCACAACACAGCCCCUAUGCCAUUACUGACCAGAACUCAUUUAAUAUGUUUUGGCCUAUUGUGGGGCUGUGACUGACUCACUGUAAAUACUGACCAAUAAUUGGAUAUGACAGGUAUAAGUAAGACUUUUCAAACGUCUCCAUUGGACGCUGGUGAUGUCACGAUGGGGUAGGUCCUACUUAUUGGUACUCGGUGGGGAGCAUGUGGACUUUGUUUUGGUGGAGAGCUUUCUAGGGCAUGUGGACAGUACUCUCCCCACACAUUUUAUAGACUUUGAUUAUUUUGUGUUACCAGAUUGUUUUCUUAUCCGUUAUAUUGAUCAUCUAUUGUGCUUCUUUACCUGAUCAUAUCUGAAUAGCAGUUAGAUGGACUGACUGCAUGUAUG
Salvelinus namaycush (lake trout) is the source of this 2081-nucleotide messenger RNA. It is a transcript of the gene cfap100, whose product is annotated as cilia and flagella associated protein 100. The record is from RefSeq and is a predicted model, not a curated record. Bases 1 to 1683 code for a protein of 560 amino acids. NCBI's taxonomy places the organism in Eukaryota, Metazoa, Chordata, Actinopteri, Salmoniformes, Salmonidae. The transcript has 13 exons.